CCCACCCACCCGGGGCUCCCGCGCGGAGCAGCCUCCUGCCCUCGAGCCCUGCAGGGGGCUCCAGGAGGCCGCUUUGGGCCGGGCCCCAGGAAAACGAGGUCUCCGCUGUGGGAGCCUCGACUCUUCUUCCUGGCCGGUGGCGGGGCGCAGCGCCCUCCCUUUCACCCCGUCUUUGUGCGGGGUGCCGGCGGCCAUUGUGUCCGGGCGCGGAAUGGAGGACCUGGCAGUCCCCCAAUGCCAUGUCCAGGGCCUUUGGGGAAUUCAGAGACAACCGGCGGUGUUUGUGGGGGGUCUCCAGCACGCAGCCUCUCGGAAAGGCCCGCGGCUGUGCUUUCCGAAAUCAGAUCGCAGAUCCGAGGCGGUUUCCCCCUCCCGGCGUCCCUGCGCGAAACCUUGAGAUUCACUGAGAAGUCCCUUCAGGGGACUCAUCCAGGGCUGAACCUUUAUUCUGGCUUUGGAUCCUGGAAGAGAGUCGCCAAACCCAGGGCAGACCCAGUGAGUGAGCAGGUGUUUUGGACAAUGGACUGGUUGAGCCCAUCUCUACUAUAAAAAUGUCUCAGAGCAACCGGGAGCUGGUGGUUGACUUUCUCUCCUACAAGCUGUCCCAGAAAGGGUACAGCUGGAGUCAGUUUAGUGAUGUCGAAGAGGACAGGACUGAGGCUCCAGAAGGAACUGAUUCAGAGAGGGAGACCCCCAGUGCCGUCAAUGGCAACCCAUCCUGGCGCCUGGCCGACAGCCCCGCGGUGAACGGAGCCACUGGCCACAGCAGCAGUUUGGAUGCGCGGGAGGUGAUCCCCAUGGCGGCGGUGAAGCAGGCUCUGAGAGAGGCCGGCGAUGAGUUUGAACUGCGGUAUCGGCGGGCCUUCAGUGAUCUAACAUCCCAGCUUCAUAUAACCCCAGGGACAGCCUAUCAAAGCUUUGAACAGGUAGUGAAUGAACUCUUCCGGGAUGGGGUAAACUGGGGUCGCAUUGUGGCCUUUUUCUCCUUCGGCGGAGCCCUGUGUGUGGAAAGCGUAGACAAGGAGAUGCAGGUAUUGGUGAGUCGGAUCGCAAGUUGGAUGGCCACCUACCUGAAUGACCACCUAGAGCCUUGGAUCCAGGACAACGGAGGCUGGGACACUUUUGUGGAACUCUACGGGAACAACGCAGCCGCUGAGAGCCGGAAAGGCCAGGAGCGCUUCAACCGCUGGUUCCUGACGGGCAUGACCGUGGCUGGUGUGGUUCUGCUGGGCUCGCUCUUCAGUCGGAAGUGACCAGACACUGACCACCCACUCACCUCUCGCCUCCCACCCUGUCUCCACCACAACUCUCUCUUCAGCCACCAUUGCUACCAGGAGAACCACUACAUGCAACUCACGCCCUCCCCCAUCACAGGGUUGGGCCUAGACAAAGUCCCUUUGCAGUUAGCUUUCUAGAACCUACCACGCUUCUGUGAGAGCCACCUUCCCCCCACAUCUCAAUUCACUUGGCCUCAAAAUUCACAAGAUUCUCCCCCAAAACAGCCCCUUGGAGGCUGGCAGGAGUGGGAAGGGAUGUGCUAGAGAGAGGAGAGGGGCCUGCCUGGCUGGUGGGAACCCCUAUUACCCCUGAGCCUCCUGGGAAUGCUUUCCUGGCAGGGAACCGGAAAGCUUCCUAACCCUUUUCCCCAGAAAGAGACUAGAUUGCCUUGGUUUUGAUGUGUGUGGCCUCAGAAUUGAUCGUUUCCCACCCCACUGUGUUCCUGACCCCCGUCUUCCCUUCUCCACCCCCAAGAGCCAUUGAGAAGCCCUUUUAUUUUUUGUGUUUUGGUUUUCUCAAGACAGGGUUUCUCUGUGUAGAUUUGGAGCCUGUCCUGGAACUAGCUCUGUAGACCAUGCUGGCCUCGAACUCACGGAGAUCCGCCUGCCUCUGCCUCCCGAGUGCUGGGAUUAAAGGCGUGUACCAGUACCACCCAGCGAGAGGCCCCUUUUGACUAGUUAGAAAUUCAGGCUGCUUGGGAUAAAGGGGCAAGUACCAGACCUCCUCCUGGUCUGAAUGUUCUCCUGAGGCCGCUGGCUAAAGGCCAGCCCCACCCGGGAGGAGGGCCUUAGUAGCAGAAAGUCCUCCAUCCUAGGGCUAGCGUGGCUCUCAAAGCUUAGCAGCACCCUAGACCCUUCACCCUCCCUUGGCUCUCGGGACCAUGACUGAGGGACCAACUGGGCCCAAGAUGGGUGCCCCAAAGCUGUUAAUGACUUCAGCUGCCUCACUUCCUGCAGGAUCAGCCUGUGGCAUCUUUGCCUUGGGUGCUGACCACAGGGUCCAGGGACACUGGCCUCAGCCCAGAAGUGAAGGGGAGCUAUACAGAGAGCUGUGGGAGCCCCGGGGGCUUCCCUACCUCAGGCAGGAAGAGCAAGAAGGAGAGCCUGGCGCACAGGCAAGGAGGAUUGCAAAGGCCUGUCCUACCCAGUCUUUGUGCCCUGCCCCCACCCAGCCUGGGCAGCAGGGCUGCCAAGGUCAGAGUGGCUUGGCCAGGAGCCCUUCAGGCCUCUCCUCUGCUCCACCCUUGGCCUGUCUCAUCCCUGGGGGUCCCAGCUCAGCUUUGGCUACCCCGGGCGGGCUCUCUGCUGUACAUAUUCAAGACUAGUUUUUAUUCCUCGUGAAGAUGAUAUACUAUUUUUGUUAAGCGUGUCUGUAUUUAUGUGUGAGGAGCUGCCGGCUUGCUGUGCGCGUGCACGUGGAGAGCUGGUGCCCAGAGACUGACAGCCUGAUGCUCCCUCCUCACCCUUGCCUGGGGAAGCCCACUGGGGGUCCUGGCUUCUGAGGGGCACCUGUCCCUCCCCUCCCCUCCCCUACACUUGUUCCAGCUCUUUGAAAUAGUUUGUGUGAAGGUGAAAGUGCAGUUCAGUGAUAAACGGUGUCGACUCUGUGAA
Peromyscus leucopus (white-footed mouse) is the source of this 2888-nucleotide messenger RNA. RefSeq names its product BCL2 like 1 (gene Bcl2l1). Gene Ontology annotation, cellular component: mitochondrial outer membrane. The transcript is spliced from 3 exons. The record is from RefSeq and is a predicted model, not a curated record. NCBI's taxonomy places the organism in Eukaryota, Metazoa, Chordata, Mammalia, Rodentia, Cricetidae. Gene Ontology annotation, molecular function: protein homodimerization activity; protein heterodimerization activity. Gene Ontology annotation, biological process: extrinsic apoptotic signaling pathway in absence of ligand; intrinsic apoptotic signaling pathway in response to DNA damage; negative regulation of intrinsic apoptotic signaling pathway. The coding region runs from base 552 to 1253 and encodes 233 amino acids.